AAGAAUUGCUCUGUAUCUUACUGGAAUCCCUAUUGGAUGCUGCCCUCUGAUGUUUGUGGAAUGACCUGCUUUUGGGAAGCGACUCUUAGGUAUAAUUUACUGAAAGCACAGCCUGUUGAGAAAAUGCACCUAGCCGUUGUUGCAUGUGGUGAGCGACUGGAAGAAACUAUAACUAUGUUAAAAUCAGCAGUUAUUUUUAGCAUCAAACCUUUACAAUUCCACAUUUUUGCUGAAGACCAACUGCACCAAAGCUUCAGAGACAUUCUUGACAGCUGGACAUUUUUACAAAAAUUUAAUUUUACUUUAUAUCCAAUAACUUUUCCACCCGAAAAUGCAGCAGAAUGGAAAAAACUCUUCAAACCAUGUGCUUCACAAAGAUUGUUCUUACCACUAAUUCUGAAAGAAGUUGACUCAUUACUCUAUGUCGACACGGAUAUCCUUUUCUUACGACCUGUUGAUGAUAUUUGGUCUUUCCUGAAAGAAUUCAAUUCCACACAAAUUGCUGCAAUGGCACCAGAACAUGAAGAGCCUCGUAUUGGAUGGUAUAAUCGAUUUGCCAGGCACCCAUACUAUGGAAAAACUGGAAUAAAUUCUGGCGUAAUGUUAAUGAAUAUGACGCGAAUGAGAAGAAAAUAUUUCAAGAAUGAUAUGACAACAGCACGGCUACAGUGGGGAGAUAUACUUAUGCCGUUACUAAAAAAAUACAAACUAAACAUUACGUGGGGUGAUCAAGAUCUCCUAAAUAUCAUGUUCUUUCAUAACCCAGAAAGCCUUUUUGUUUUUCCGUGCCAAUGGAAUUAUCGGCCUGAUCAUUGUAUAUAUGGCAGCAAUUGUCAGGAAGCCGAAGAAGAAGGAAUCUUUAUUCUUCACGGAAAUAGAGGUGUUUACCAUGAUGAUAAGCAGCCAGCUUUCAGAGCCGUUUACGAAGCACUGCGGAAUUGUUCAUUUGAAGAUGACAAAAUUCAUUCCUUGUUGCAUCCACUAGAACUGGAACUUCAAAAGACUGUACAUACAUAUUGUGGAAGAAUAUACAAACUAUUUAUAAAACAGCUGACAAAAAGCAUAAAAGAUAGUUAUGGUAGACCACCAAGGGAAAGGUGAAUUUUGGUGAAUCACUCAAAUCUACUGGAUUAAUGUAGCUCAGUCAGCAUGUGUGGUUGAAGGAUUUUCUUGCACAAAAUGUUAAUCUUCUUGAACUCAUUUAUUACAUCUCCAGACAAAAGUUUAACCCUUAUGGGUAAAAUGAGAAGCAUUUUUAUUAUGAAGAUUAAAACGGAGCAUUGCAUCCAGUCAAGAAGAUAUUUUUGAUUUUGGAAGUUUGUAAUCACUUGAAGCUUUCGUUUUAGUAUAAGUAUCAGUGCAGAUGGUCAUUUGUUUUUGUUUCAUUCUAGUUUGUGUAAGUCUACCGACUGAAUGAUCAACUGAAUGAAAAGCUAGGGGGAUAUAUUUAGAAUGUGCCUCUUUCGUAACUUAAAACUCUGAAACUGUGAAUGUAGCAAUAAUUCUGAGUCAGCACUAACCUCACUUUAAAUGUGAGAACAAAAAUGUUUACAGGGGCAGAAAAUCUAUUUUGAAAGAAAUGUGAUAUAACCAUUGACAAUCUGCGUGUGCCUUCCUAUGUUUCAUCUCUGACCUGUUAAAAAUUAUUGUGACAAUCAUGUUUAAAACCUUUUUAGGUGAGAAAACUGCACAUUAAAACAGAGUUCUACAAGGAAAUUAAAUUAGUAUAAACCUUUUGGCUUUAGUUAAGUCUAUAUUAAAUACUGAUUGCUGUUUCAUGUAUUUCUAUGUUAAACUGUCUUGCCCUAACUCAAAAAUAGCUAGAUUUUGAUAUGCUAACUAUGUGGGGCAAUUUUUUAACACUUUAAAUGACAAUUUGCAACUGGAUAUUCUGGAAGUUGAAAAUUUAUGCUGGUUUAAGAGCUCUGUGACAAUUCUGUUGCUGAACAGUUCAGAGCUAUGAUGUUUGUUCAGAAAUGGACCAAAAUGCAUACAUGACACUUUCCUGUGAAAAGCAAUUUAUUAGUUAUUUAUAAUGGGGUGGAAAGUGGCCCAUUUUCACUUUUGUCCUACCUCAGAAUGGCUUUGAAAAAUAGUUUUACUUCUAUAUUUCAAAGGAAAGAAUUUUGAAUUUAAUUUCAUGAAAUUUUUACAUACCCCAUCAGUAUGUAAAUUGAUAAAAUUCCUUUCAUUCAGAAUGUUUUGUAGUUUAGUAGGUGGAAAUUUAGUUUGGGAUUGCCGCUUGUUUAGGCAGACAAGAAACCUCUUGCUUUACCAGGCUAAAAGCAAAGUGAUCGUAUUUUCCCUGGUUUAUCUAUCUAGCCGUUCUUAGUUAAAAAUGGUAGAAAGAGACUCCUGUUUAAACAGUCCAGCUGCUCAUUAAUUGUCUUCUUUGAAACAGUGUGACCUUUCCUCCCUCAGAUGCACUCCUCCUGUCAGCUACUAUUCAUACUUAUCUCCCCCGUUUCCACAAAUUAUAGUCCUUGUUAGGAUGAGCAUGACAUUAGAAUACAGUGUGGCCAGGACCUUUUACCUUACUCAAUUAGUGGAUCAUGAAAAGAGUCUAAAAUUAAUGUAGUAACAAUUAAGAAUUAUGGCUGAAUCUGUUUAGACAUGUGAAUUUAGGCAUGGGAAUCUAGUAGUUUUUCAGUACCCAUAAGUAAAUAGAACUAGAGAGCUGAGUUCCUGAACCCAUUUUGUGGUCAUUGUAACCUAAGUUUUUUGAGUGAAAAUCUCAUUGAUCUACAGUAUCAGAGUGCCCUAUAUAGUGGAAGCUCAAGUACUGUGGAUAGAAUAUUGGGAAUGAGCUCAUUGUUUUUUGCACACUAUAUGUCACCAUAGGAAAUUCGGGCCACUAUUUACAUGUGUUAAGCUUAGUUUAGUUUGAUUUUUUUUUUAAAUCUCUACCGUUUUCUCUCCAAACAUGUCCCACAUCUGAAAUUUUAUUGAGAGUUAGCAUUGGUGCUAAACUGUAGUUAAACACCUUUAAAAAGGUAGAACAUUGCCUAAACCACUCGUUUUCACUUAAUUGGGCCAAAUUUGCAUUUAACUGUACCAUUUAAUAAAAUGAUUCAAUAUCUUGAGAUGUGCAUAUAUGUGAAAAUCUGGCGUUUUUCUAAUUACAGACAACCUCAAAAUGAGUGUCAAAACUCUGGUUAACUUGAUAUCUACUUCAGUACUUACCACACGCAUAAAGAAUGCUUUAAUAAGUGCCAUGAUUAAAAUGAUUAAACUCCUUGUCUUCGAUGGUAAAACAGUAUCUCAGUAAAAAGUGUACUGUCAACAAAUAUGGUAAAAGUUCCUGAGGAAGCAAAUCUCAUUUAAAAAGUUCUGAAGUCUUUAGGAGACUGACUCCUGAAGUCUUUGUGCAUUUCCUACUUCAUAAAGAGGGCUGUACAGAAGUUGUUCAUUUUGCCCUUCUUUCCCCUGGCCACGUUGGCCAGGAUCUUCAAGGGAAGCAAGUUGAGGCUUUUUUGCAAGGGAGAGAGGGGAAAAUGCGAAAGUGGGAGCAGAAAAAUGAGAUGAUAGGAAAGUGAGAAAAGAAUAAGAAAUGGAUGAGAAAGUAGCAAAAGAAAGAGAAACGGAAGAAGGAAUAGAAGAAAAGUUAAAGGAAUCUGGAAAGGAGAAAAAAAUCAGGAAGGAAAUGAGAAGGGAAAAGAGAGAUGAACAAGUGGAAAGGAGAAAAGACAGGCUAAGAAUGGGAAAGGUGAAAGAAGACAGAAGUAUUUUCCUUCCAAAAUAGCCACUUAGGCUUCUUCUUGCACCUCAGCAUCCCGUACUUCUUAUCCUAAUAUCCCCCUCUCUCCCCCAUCCUCUUUGGGACCAAAGGAAACUGCAUUCACCUCUGCAUUCUUCGCCAGUAGGUGCCCUAUAAUUGGGUAACAUGGGCAACGUAAAUGUUGGGAGCAUUUACUAGCACUUCGUCUUUCCAAUUGUAUACCAUGUUAAGAAAUCUCUGGUGUUCAGUUUUCUAUAGCCCAACAAUUUAUAAGCAGAAUCUAUGGGUUAGGGUGGAGUGGGCCAUGAUGGUUGCCUUCAGCAAAGAUCUCAACUAGAGGGUUUGGGAGAAAGUGGCGACGUUGCUUCCCCUUCUCACUGAUAAAAGCAGUCGCAGCUAUCCUGGCGAUUUCUGGAGGACCGGUCCAGUCAUUCGGCCUCCAUUUCCAAAUAGCUUUUGAAAGGAGGAGGAGUGGUGGAAGCCAGUGGGGCAGGAGCCAUGAGCCUCAGUAACUGACAGCACCUCCUUUUCCAGCUGGCAAGGAAACUGGAAUGCUGCUGGGGAAAACAAAUAGAGAAUAGAAAUGUGGAACGAGUUGAAAUGGUUCCAAUUUUGCAGUGUAACUGGAAUACAUUUUUAUUAGUACUUCUGUUUUUAAAUGCUCAAAAAUGUAGCAUCUUCUGUAAUGUUUAAGAUAGUUAAAAGCAUUGAAGUUUGUCUUUUUUUUUUUACCUGAUUUUCAAGUAGCAACUUCACUGAUACUUUUCCAAUGGGCUUUUCAUUUUUCCAAGAUACUGUAAACUAUGCUUGCAAAUGAUGCCUGUGUCUUGCCUCUUCAAGUCGGGUCCUUUCUGCAAAGAGACUAAACCAUGAAGUGCAUGGUUUACUAUUGCUGCUGUUCAAAUGAUCUUCAUCUCUAUUGACUGAUUUAGGAGUUGACUGUAUUAAAGUCCUAGAAAUGUUCAGGGUGGUAGAAGAAAAUUGAGUUUGGAAGGAAAGUUUCAUGGGAAUAAUCCAAGUAAGUCUUUGGUGGAAGAGGAAUGAAUGCAUUUUUCCAUUGGAAGGAAGUUUUAGUCCUGUAAACCAACUUUAAUCUUCAUAGAUCUCUUUUCUGAGCAUUAACUUGUGUGAAUAACUGGAUGCAAUGAAGUUUUUUUAAAAAAAAUCACUGAGUGGUUAGCAUUAGCUUAAGUAGCAAACAGUGUGUUAAAAAAAAAGUGUGUUUAUUUGCCAUUACUGAACAAGAAUCUGACUAAUGACUGUGGGUAUUAUGUAGUUGAAAAAAGGUGCAUGAAGAAAUAGAAAAUGUCUCACAUGCCACUGUGGGACAGAAAAUAUUAUAAAUGCCUCAUUUAAGUUAUUUCAAGGAAAAUGUAGAAAAAAAUUCAGAUAAUAGAUAAACUUUGAAGUUUCAAUCAAUGUUAUGUACUGAGCAUUUUCUGUGUACAGAGCACCGAACUCAGAGCUUGGGAAAGUUGGUAGAUAGUAGGAGUUUACAGUCUACAAUUUCAAAAUAUAACAUAAUUUGCUGUUAUCUGUGGAGGAAGAAUGCUUUCUCUAAUCUCUUUUCAUCACAGAGUUUCUAAAUUUAGGAAUAAUAUAGAUGGUAUUUCCCCCAGGCAUCUGAAAUGUGGUGUUUUGACAUUUUAUGAAGAUUAUAACUGAACUGUUAAGAAAACAUCAGUUGCCUUAAGUCUGCUCCCUCAGUCCUAACCAAUUGUACCUUGCUGUUGUAAAGCAAUUACUGAAUAAAGCAAUUACUGAAUUUUCUCAGA
Molecule: messenger RNA, 5493 nt
Organism: Ornithorhynchus anatinus (platypus)
Lineage: Eukaryota; Metazoa; Chordata; Mammalia; Monotremata; Ornithorhynchidae
Gene: GXYLT1
Product: glucoside xylosyltransferase 1
Exons: 7
Coding region: 37-1101 (354 amino acids)
Biological process (GO): protein O-linked glycosylation via N-acetylgalactosamine
Molecular function (GO): UDP-xylosyltransferase activity
Source: RefSeq, a predicted model, not a curated record